Messenger RNA from Bursaphelenchus okinawaensis, 1827 nucleotides. Lineage: Eukaryota; Metazoa; Nematoda; Chromadorea; Rhabditida; Aphelenchoididae. The record is from the annotation of a GenBank genome assembly.
AUGGUCAUCAUGCUACCCCCAAAAUGCCAGAACCAUGGCCAGGCCAAGACAAAUGGAAACAAGAAUGUCCUAAUUGUUGGAAUCGGCAACUCAGCAGUCGAUGUAGCAUCUGAAUUGACCAAUGUCGCUAAACAAGUUACAAUGUCAACUAGAAAUGGCACUUGGGUUGUGUCAAAACAUAUUGAGAGAGGGUACCCAUUGGACAUGUAUUUGAAUAGUAAAGUGACAUUUUUGAAAAAAUGGCUGAAUAUAGAGAAGUUUAACAAUGAUUCUGUAGAAAAGUUUUCCAACUUCUUUGAUCAAGACGAAUACGGAUCGAAGCCGAAACACAAGUUCUGGUCUCAACAGCCUACAAUCAGUGAUGAUUUGCAUAGUAAGUUUUCACAAUAAUACCCCCAGCUUCAGCUGAAUCCUAGCUUUAGUCUAACUCUUAGGCAUAUCCAGUGUUUUGCCCGGACCGGUCCGGAGCGUUUUUCACCGGUCCAGUCCGGCGAUUUUCCGGUCCGGUCCAAACUUCAAAUUUUUGGGUCCGGUCCGGUCCGGUCCAAACCCAAAAUUUUUGGGUCCGGUCCGGUCCGCAAAAAAAAUUUUUUUUUAUUUUUAAAAAAAGCAAAGAGCGCUAAAAUUGCUUUUUCUACGUUUAAAAACACUUAAAAAUAUGUUUUCUUUGCAAUUUUUAAAGCAGUUUUAAUAAAAUAAAAAAAAAAUUUUUUCCGGACCGGUCCGGAGCUUUUUCUUCGGUCCGGGUCCGCAGGAUUUUGGGUCCGGUCCGCAAAAAAUUUUGUUUCGGUCCGUCCGGUCCGGACCCGUCCGCGGACCGGACCGGUCCGGCAAAACACUGGGCAUAUCCUAACUCUAACCCUACCCCUUACCCUAGACCUAGCCUAUCCUGCUAUACCAUGACUAAAUAUACACAUAUUUCUUCAGCUAUAAGCUCUACUUUACUUUACUGUAACCGUACCAUAACUUUCCCUUCUUAAACGUCAACUUACCGUAACUUAAAUAAAAUUAUUUUUAGACAAAAUAAGUUCCGGCACAAUUGUUCUAAAAGGUGAUAUAAAGUGUUUUACUGAAAACGGCGUCAUUUUUGAAGAUGGAUCAUUCACCGAAGUAGACGAAGUCAUCUGUUGUACUGGAUUUAAAUUCGACUUCCUAUUCCUAGACUUCGGGAAGUUGGUACCAGUAGUCGAUAUCAAGAAUGAGCUCUACAAAAAGUCCUUCCCAUUAAACUCAGCUGACAAAAACACCUUAGCCAUUAUUGGUUUAUACCAACUACUUGGCUCUAUCUUUGCACCAGCUGAAUUAAACAUCCGUGUUUUCUUUGAACAAGCAUUGGGUCAUAUUAAACUACCUUCUAAAACCAACAUGAUCAAAGAUAUCGAAGCGUCAAAUAAAAGAACAUUCAAUCGUUAUGCCAAUAUACCACGGAACGCUCUUCAAAUUGACUAUGUAGAAUAUACGGAUGAAAUGGCUGAUUUAAUUGGCUGUAAGCCUCCAAUGACUACGCUCUUCUUUACUGACUAUACUUUAUGGAAAAUUCUCUUUUUUGGACCAAAUGUACCAUACGCCUACAGAUUGGUAGGCCCGCAUUCAUGGCCAAAAGCUAGAGAGACUAUACUGACGGUCCAAGAUCGUCGGAUUCAAGCGAUUCACAAAAGACAAACUCCGAAUAAUCCGUUGGAGAAAUGUCUAGAACUAAAGAAAGAAAAACUCAGUCCUGCUUGGAUUACAGUAGGUGCUAUUGUGCUACUAGGUGUUAGUGCGAAACUCUACCAAGGUGGAAGGUUUGACAAUGUGAUUGACUCAAUCAACCGUAUUUUCAAUUAA